AACAAUAAUCUGCCAUUCAUACAAAUUAAAAGAGAUCAGAUCAGAUGGCAUUUGAAGAGGGCCAAAAACGCUGCAAAGUCAUCAAAAUAGAUUCCAAACAAACCUGGGAUAUCUUUAUGUAUCAUGCCAAAAAUCAAGCCCGUUCAAUUGUGAUACAUUUUACAGCUUCUUGGUGCAUACCAUCAGUAGCCAUGACUCCUGUUAUAGCAAAACUGGCCUUCAGCUACCAAAACAUCCUUUUUCUGUCGGUGGAUGUAGAUGAAGUCAAGGAGGUAGCGGCUGAAAUGGAAAUCAAAGCCAUGCCAACCUUCAUGUUUAUGAGGGAUGGAGUUGAGGUAGUGGAUAAGAUUGUGGGAGCUAAUCCAGAGGAAAUCAGAAACAGAAUUGCUGCUGCAUUCAUCAACUCUACUACUUAAGUUCAUAAUUUUAGUAUAAGGUGUACAUUCCUAGCUAGUUAAUAUAUGCAUGGUUUUAGGUUGGAUGAUCUACAUACUGUGCAAAUGGUUGUCAUCGAUCAUAACAUGUGGUGCUGAUAAUAAAUCCUUUUGAUUGAAGAGUAUAGCAUAAGGUAAUUGAUUAUUGAG
Molecule: messenger RNA, 584 nt
Organism: Ipomoea nil (Japanese morning glory)
Lineage: Eukaryota; Viridiplantae; Streptophyta; Magnoliopsida; Solanales; Convolvulaceae
Product: thioredoxin-like protein CXXS1
Exons: 3
Coding region: 45-416 (123 amino acids)
Source: RefSeq, a predicted model, not a curated record